AUGCGAGUUGACGGGCUGAUGCGAGUUGACGGGCUGAUGCGAGUUGACGGGUCAAAGUCGAGUGUACAGUCUGGCCCAAUUCAGAGGGCCGUCUGGAAGGUGAGGCGAAUUGCAACGCCUCGCAUUGCAGACGAUUCACGUCUCGUAACUGAUUUGCGAAGUACGCUGCGACACUGUGGAAGCACAUAUGCUGAGCACUAG
Protopolystoma xenopodis is the source of this 201-nucleotide messenger RNA. The record is from the annotation of a GenBank genome assembly. NCBI's taxonomy places the organism in Eukaryota, Metazoa, Platyhelminthes, Monogenea, Polystomatidea, Polystomatidae.